Molecule: messenger RNA, 1606 nt
Organism: Nymphalis io (European peacock)
Lineage: Eukaryota; Metazoa; Arthropoda; Insecta; Lepidoptera; Nymphalidae
Product: nicotinamide riboside kinase 1
Exons: 5
Coding region: 607-1221 (204 amino acids)
Cellular component (GO): cytoplasm
Source: RefSeq, a predicted model, not a curated record
AUUCAAUGUUUGUUCGAUUAUUUUAUAAAUUAUUUAAUAAGUAACUAGCAGCCGGUAAACAUUUACUACCUUUGCCUGCUUUCUCUGGAUUGUAGAGCGUGCAGUCAAAGGCAAGCCUCUUGCAGAGAAAAUUGAUGUUAAAGUUGAUGAAGUGAAGUCCAUUCUUUUUGCAGAAGAGCCUUUUGAUGAAUUUGAAAAGAGUUAUUUUUGUAGUUAAAUUAUCCUUAGAACUGCUUAAAGAGAUAGUUGAAUUCCUUUAACAAAAAUCAUUAAUAUAAAAAUCAAUUUAUAGUGAACCAGUGUCUUAAAAAUAUUUACUUUAAUUUGGUUGAAAAAGAAAUGCCUUUUUAUGGACAUUCCUGAUGCAGUUUUGGGGAAACUGAUUUUGGUGACAACGGUUACAGUUUACCUGGUUUUCGUUUUUUGGAUUAAUUUCUAUCCUUUCAUAGACGAAGAUCUUGCCGUCUACAAAUACAUUCCUGAUCCACAGUGGGCAUUACUAGCUUGUGCCGUUUGGGGCUUCUUCUUCAUCGGGGGACUCAUGUUGUUCACUCUAUACCACAUAUAUCCACAUCUCUAAGAUAUUUACAUAGAGCUCAAAUCACAAUGGCACACGCGAAAAUGGACAACUGGAUUAUCAUAGGAGUAUCCGGUGUUACAUGCGGAGGGAAAACGACUCUAGCCAAAAAGUUAAAAAAUUUGCUCACACCGGUGUAUGUUUUCCAUCAAGAUAAGUAUUUCUAUCCCGAUGACAGUCCUCAUCAUGUUAAAUGUGACGGCUUAGAGCACAACAACUACGAUAUACUGUCAUCUCUAGACAUGCAAGCCAUGUUCAGUGAUAUUAUGAAGACUGUGGAAGGGGAAAAUAAAGCGCAUUCGUUCAGUGAAGAUAGAAGUGGGGGCAAGUUAGAAGUGAGCGGUAAAAAGUUUAUCGUGUUGGAAGGGUUUACGGUGAUGAACUAUAAACCUAUCAUGGAAAUUUGUAAUUUAAGAUACUACUUCGUGUUAGAAUACGGCGAGUGCCUGUCUCGUCGCUGUUACCGGCUGUACGAGCCGCCCGACGUGGAGGGCUACUUCGACCAGUGCGUGUGGCCCGAACAUAUCCGAUAUAGAGCCGAAAUAGAGAAGGACGGCCGAGUCAAAAUCUUAGACGGAACGAGUCACGACACUCUGGAUGUCGUCAUCUCAGACCUCAAAACUCUCGGGGCUGUUCAAGUUUAACACAUAAAGGAGGUCUAUAGUUUAACACAAAAAUUAGAUAGUGCUGGACUUUUUAUAACACAAAUAUGUUUAUAACAUUUUAAACGAUUAGAAUAUGAUUAUAAAUCGAGAUACAUUUAUUUAUAGUUAUAUAUAUUUUGCAUACACGUUAUAUUGGCUAGACCACUGAAGUCACUAACGAUUUUCUGGAGAUAGUUAUUAUAUAAAACAUUUUAUACUAAAGGAUCAACGUCAAUACCGCUUAUUGUAUUACAUGUAUGAGACAAAAUGUGUUGUAUCGUGGGUUAAAAUUUAUAAACACAGUAUUUUUGUAUGUUCACACGUUUCUUGUUUAUGAUGCUACACGUUACAUAAUAAAUAUAUAUAUAUAGAGAGGUUCUUAAUC